AUGGUCAACCCCACCACGUUCUUCGACAUGAUACUCAAUGGCGGGCCCAUGGGCCACAUCUUCUUCACGCUGUUUGCAGACAAAGUUCUGAAGACAGCAGAAAACUUACAUGCUCUGAGCACCGGUGAGAAAGGAUUUGGAUAUAAGGGUUCCUCCUUUCACAGAAUUGUUCCAGGAUUCGGGUGCCAGGGUGGUGACUUCACACGCCAUAACGGCACUGGUAGCAGAUCCAUCCGUGGGGAGAAAUUUGAGGAUGAGAGCUUCUUCCUGAAGCAUACAGGUCAUGGCACCUUGUCCAUGGCAAGUGCUGGACCAAACAUAAAUGGUUCCCAGUUUUUUAAAAUCUACACUGACAAGACUGAGAGGCUGGAUGGCACGCAUGUGGUCUCUGGGAAGGUGGAAGAAGCCAUGAGCAUCGCGGAAGCCAUGGAGUACUUCGGGUCCAGCAAUGGCAAGACCAGCAGGAAAAGCACCAUUUCCAGCUAUGGACAACUCUUAUUCUUUUGA
Acomys russatus (golden spiny mouse) is the source of this 507-nucleotide messenger RNA. Its product is annotated as peptidyl-prolyl cis-trans isomerase A-like. The transcript has a single exon. The record is from RefSeq and is a predicted model, not a curated record. Bases 1 to 507 code for a protein of 168 amino acids. NCBI's taxonomy places the organism in Eukaryota, Metazoa, Chordata, Mammalia, Rodentia, Muridae. Gene Ontology annotation, biological process: protein peptidyl-prolyl isomerization. Gene Ontology annotation, molecular function: peptidyl-prolyl cis-trans isomerase activity.